CCGGUGUCACCCCAGCCCGGGAGAAGGCGCGGGCAGCGCUCGUCCGAGGCCCCGCCCCCCGCUCCCGUCUCCAGCGCUGACUGGCUGAGGGCGCUGCUGAUUUACAUGUGGCGCGGUGCAGGACGGGAAGGGCCGGGUUUGAAGCGCAGGGCGGCAGCGGGAGCGCCAUGGCCGCCCCUGGGCCGGGAGAGGCGGGGGCCGAAGAGGAGCAGUACCGGCGGCUCGUGACCAGCGCGAAAGCGGCGACAGGCGACGGGGACCUGGCGGAGGCGCUGCGGCUGUUCCAGUUGGCGGCUGCUAUCCGCCCCAGCGAGAAGCUGCGGGGCCGCAUGCAGCAGGUGGAGGAGGCGCUGGCUGCGGCCAAGCAGGAGCAGCAGCAGGAGGAGGAAGAGGAGGGCUUCGUGGACGUGUGCGGCAGCGGCCUGCUGAUCUAUGGGGAGAUGCACGGGAAGCUAUUCCAGCACCAGCGGGAAGGUGUUGCAUUCCUSUACCGCCUGCACCGGGAGGGCAAGCCUGGUGGCAUCCUGGCAGAUGACAUGGGCCUGGGCAAGACCAUCCAGGUAAUCGCCUUCCUCUCGGGUAUGUUCGAUGCUGAGCUCAUCCAACACGUCCUGCUCAUCAUGCCCACCACCUUGGUCAGCAGCUGGCUGGUUGAGUUCGCACAAUGGACCCCCGGCCUACGUGUCAAGGAGUUCCAUGGCAGCAGCAAGACAGAGCGCACCAGGAACCUAGAGAGGGUCCAGAGGAAGAACGGCAUCAUCAUCACGAGCUACCAGAUGCUCAUUAACAACUGGAAGCAGCUGGCCAGCCGCCACGAGCAGGAGUUUGUCUGGGACUAUGUCAUUCUUGACGAGGCACACAAGAUCAAGUGUCCAUCAAACAAGACGACCAGAUGUGUGUAUGCAAUCCCGGCCCAGCACCGUAUCCUGCUCACGGGCACCCCUGUGCAGAACAACCUGCGGGAAAUGUGGUCCUUGUUUGACUUUGCCUGCCAAGGCUCCCUCCUGGGAACUGCCAAAACUUUUAAAAUGGAAUAUGAGAAUCCUAUAACUAGGGCGAGGGAGAAGGAUGCAACUCCAGGUGAGAAAGCACUGGGACUAAAGAUAUCGGAGAAUCUCAUGGCCAUUAUAAGGCCUUAUUUCCUCAGAAGGACCAAGGAAGACAUCAAAAACUAUCAUGCUGAUAAAGGGGAUACUCUUCCUGAGGAUCCGAGUGAGAACAAGGCUCCUGUCAUGCCACAUCUCACUAGGAAAAAUGACUUCGUUGUGUGGGUGUACCUGGCACCGGUGCAGGAAGAAAUCUACAGGAACUUUCUUUGCCUGGAUCAUGUGAAGGAAGUGCUGAUGACGACCCGAUCACCUUUGGCUGAGCUGACAGUCCUGAAGAAGCUCUGUGACCACCCCAGGCUUCUGUCUGCGAGAGCCUGUAUCCAGCUUGGCUUGGAAGAGCAGGAGUGCUCUGAGCUGGAUUACAGGAGUGAACCAGGUAUGCUUUCAGGCAUGAAUAAAAUAGAUCAUCUCUCUGAUGAGACUAUGAUCCAGGAGUCUGGGAAGAUGCAGUUCCUUGUGGGACUGCUGGAACGGCUGAGAGAAGAGGGACACCGAACGCUGGUGUUCUCACAGUCGAGGAAGAUGCUGGAUAUCAUAGAGCUCGUCCUGUCUCGCAGACAAUUCCAGAUUUUACGCAUCGAUGGCACGGUGACCCACCUGACGGAGCGGGAGAGGCGCAUCAAUGCCUUCCAGAGCAAUGCAGACUACUCUGUCUUCCUGCUCACCACGCAGGUUGGGGGAGUUGGCAUAACCUUGACAGCAGCCAGCCGAGUGGUGAUCUUUGAUCCCAGCUGGAAUCCAGCAACAGAUGCUCAGGCUGUGGACAGGGCUUACAGGAUUGGRCAAAAAGAGAAUGUAGUGAUUUACAGGCUGAUCACCUGUGGCACUGUGGAAGAGAAGAUAUACAGGCGGCAGGUGUUCAAGGACUCGUUAAUUAGACAGACCACCGGUGACAAAAAGAACCCGUUCCGUUACUUCUCCAAACAGGAACUAAGGGAACUCUUCACACUGGAAGAUACUCGGACAUCUGCAACUCAGAUCCAGCUGCAGUCCCUGCACGCCAUGCAAAGGAAGUCUGACCUGCAGCUGGAUGAACACCUUGCUUACCUGCAUUCUCUGCCAAUGUUUGGCAUUUCUGACCACGACCUGAUCUACACGAGGGAGAUGGCGCACGAGGAGCAGGUGGAGAGUGAGGAAGCCCAUCACUAUAUCCAACAGAGGGUACAGAAAGCCCACGAGCUAGUCCAGCUGGAGUCCCAGCUCAGAGAUCAGAGGAUGGAAGGAAUCAGAAAUGCUUGUGAAGAAAAGUGGCAAAGACCAUUGGGAUUGGUUUCUGGGCCAAAGAAAUUGUCUCCGGAGUUGGACAAGAAAAAUCACUUUGUUUCCCCACCAGUAGCUGAUACACACGAAAAAGACAAAGUUAUUGAUCUUACAGAGGAUGAAGAGGCCCAGGUACUCGAUGUCAGCUCCAAAAUGACAACUCUGACUAUUGAUGACUUGAAUGAAGAGAAAGUAGCACAAGAUGUGUCCAGUAGGGAGACAGAAGUGCUUGAUACCAGCAAGACAGCAGAGCAAUCUGAUAUACAAGAAUCUGAGCAAAAUCCUGAAUCCAGCAUUAUACCAUCAUCCCCUGCACUUGAGAAAGAGAGUCAGAGCCUCCAAGAGAAACARCAUUCCCAUGUACAUUCAGACAGCUCAGCCGAAGCAAGUAAUAAGUUGUCUGGGCACUGUCAACAUUCCUCUGAGUCUGGCAUGGCUGACAAUGCUAAAAGGGACACAGAAUUGUCAAUUCAGGUACUUGACCCACACACAGCCCUGGGGACAGAGCAGAAUCACGCUCUUGAACCUCCUUCUGCUUCUGCAGUGCUGAGUUUAUCAAAUGUUACACCAGAAAUCCACGUUGAGCUCUUCAAGCCUCAUUUGUUGGAAGACAGCUUGGAGGGUACAUUUACUCCUUCUCUCCAGGAUCAAGUUGACUUCAAUCUAGUCUUGGAAGAGUCUGAAGAGGGAUGGCAGGAUACCUCAAAUAGAGAAGGAUCAGAGGAACGCCCUGAGAAGGAGAGCUUACAACUCCAGGCAGCAAGCUUGUGUAAAUCUCCAAACAAGCAAUCUCCAAACAAGCAUUGGCCAAGUGAAACCAGUAGCCAUGGCAAACCCUGUCCCACAGCUGAAGAAGAGCCAAAUGCCUCAACGCAAGGGAGUGAAGCAUUGGAGGAAAGUAGUGGUGUCUUUACUUCUGGUAGAAAAAAAUGCUUAAACAGAAUUGCUUCAGAUAGUGAGAGUGAAGAGCAGCCUGAACAAGUGCCCUCCUCUCCCUUGGACAGCCCUCGGCACCGACUGCCAGAAGGAAUUAGUGCUUCCACCCCUAAAUAUAAUGGAAGGAGCGCUAAAGUCAUCUUUUCUCCCCAGCUAAAUGAYAGUGGUAACAGAUCUAACGCUUCCAGGCGCUCAUUCAUCAGCAGGUUGGUAGAUGAGGUGGAAGAUAUUGGAGAAAUCAUGGGAACCACUGAUGAAGAAGAUGAUGACAAUGAUGAGGUGCAAGACAAGCUUGUGGAAGAAGAAGCCGAGGAGUGCACUGGGGAAUCUGCGGAGCCUGACGAAGAACCUGCUGGAGAAACACUUGAUACAGGUGAAGAGUCCUCCUACACAGACAGUAUGGAAUCUGAGCAGUCUGAGGCACAGGAGACRGAGUCAUCUCAGGAAGAAUCCACGGGUGACACUGAGCUCCAGUCGGGCGAACAGGUCGACUGCUUCACCCAGGAAAGCAGCUCUGGAAAGGGCAUUGGGCAGAGUUCCUCUCCUGCAGCAGGAGAUUAUGACACCUUGGUACACAAUGGCAAGAAACUUCGGAAUGACGGAAAACUCCAGGAGGCGUUGGACUGCUUCCUGCAAGCUCUUGACAUAAAAAGUGGAGAUCCUGAAGUUAUGCUUCUGACUCUGAACUUGUACAGACAGCUGGCCCAGAAGUGACAUGUGUGUGACUCUGUGAACGGAGUCUGGCUGUUCCUUGUUAACGUGUGUCUGCACCACUGCCCUGAGAUCCCUAAGCCAGCUCCAGGUCAGUCCCUACCGUACACUCGUGUGACUGAGCAAAUUCAGCACUUCCUUCUUGAGAAAACAGUCCAAAUGUCCAGGUGUUGGUGACAUGCUGGGGAGGGAACUUCACUGUGGAGUGAGCUCACCAAGGUGAAAAUGGUUCAUGUUCCUGUCUGGUUAUUUAAUAAAAAAAAAGGUGGUGUUGAUGUCUAAACCGCUGUCCAUGCUGGCAGCCCUGGCUCCACCUUACUAUCUUCCAGGUUCUGUCACUCCUCUCCCCUGAGAAGAUGGGGACAGUGCAGUUCCAUGGCCACAGUAAAGCCCAGACUUGGGCUGCUGUGGUUCCUCCCUCCUUCUGGGCUUUAAGCCAGUUUGGGUGCCUGAAGGUCACCCACCAUAUGAGUGAGCUGAAUGCUGGUGCAAAGGAGACAACAGCUCCCGCAACCUGGUUCUAAGGUGGUUUGAGGAGGGAUUGGCUGUGGAGGAGCUACAAUUUAGUUUGCUGCUCUAAUUUCUCCAAGCAGUGGAGGAAGCAGAGCAAUGGAGACCAGCACAGCAUCCACCUGGCACCAGGUAGUGCAGAAGUCCUACUGAGCCCCUGCCAGGUGUGUGAGUGCAUGGAGGGCUGGGGAGAUGAAACACAAUUAGACCUUGACCACAGCAAGGUGCUGAAAGCCUGAAACUCUGCAGUGCUGCUGGAGGAGCUAAGGACUUCAAAGGAUGCUCUAGGUUUCCCUUCUUUGUUCCCCUCCCACUCCCCACUCCCCUUUCCCUCUCUCUGUAUAGUGAAACCUGUUCUUGCCCAAGUUUGAGGACAUGGGGGUAUAUACUGGGUAUAAUU
This is a messenger RNA of Malurus melanocephalus (red-backed fairy wren), 4926 nucleotides long. It is a transcript of the gene ERCC6L, whose product is annotated as ERCC excision repair 6 like, spindle assembly checkpoint helicase. Gene Ontology annotation, molecular function: DNA translocase activity; ATP-dependent chromatin remodeler activity; ATP binding. The record is from RefSeq and is a predicted model, not a curated record. Bases 168 to 4019 code for a protein of 1283 amino acids. Lineage: Eukaryota; Metazoa; Chordata; Aves; Passeriformes; Maluridae. The transcript has 3 exons.